AAGACUUUCUAGCUACGUGAGGAGUGCUAAUAGAUGGGAUGGAUGGGGUAGACUUGGAAUUCUUCGGGGACAACAUCCCAGAUCAAGCAUCUCUGCGAGAUUUCAAUCAUUUCUUCGAGUUGUUCGCUCGCGAGGGAAAUGUAGUGCCGUUUGAAGGAGGUCAUGAGGUCGGAGAAGAGAUAAUAGGGCAGGCAUCAGACGUGUUACAGGGCAACUUCGACACCGAGGUUGUGCGUGUACCACCGAGCCCUGAGCAGCUUCCACCGGAUGGAAGGCUGGCCGACAUCAUGAACGUCUGGGACGACUUGCCAUUACCUCCACCAUCUGCAGUGUCUCGCGACGAGAUGCAUAUGGCGCUUCCUUCGCAGGAUGUCGUCGCAGAUCGACACCGCCUAUAUCCUGCCAUUCCACGCGCUCCUACGGUGCCGGUGCAAGCCGUGCAGAACCCUGCAAUGCAGCCACCAAAAGCUUCCCAGCCAUCUGCAAAGAAGCGUCAACUGUCUGUUGACGCUUCCACGUCGGAUGACGACGUAGUCUUCGUCGGUGCUGCUGGGCCGGUGCUGGGCUCAAACCGGAAGGAGAACGAAGGCUCCCAGGCGUCUUCGGUGAAACGGAAGAAAGCCAGAGUGAGCGAGGAGGCGAGGGUGAAGGUGAAGUCUGAGAAGGAAGUCGUCGUACUUGAAGAGGGUGUAGACCGGGCGAAGCAUCGCUGGGAGAGGAAGGAGGUACAAGCCCUGGUCGAUGCCACUCUCGGUGUGGACGUCUCGGACGAGUUAUUCCAGCGCCUCGUGGCGAAGAACAAGAAGGCUUGGGAAAAGGUCAGUGAUAUAGUUCUUGGGCUGUCUGAUGCUGAUGCGAAGCCCGUUGUGGUGUAGGUGUCGGCAAACGCACUGAAGGGCACACGCACCUGGGAGGCAUGUCGUGAACGCUUCUUCGGGAUGCGAGCGCUGUACCCAGCAGUGC
This is a messenger RNA of Fomitopsis serialis, 963 nucleotides long. RefSeq lists its product as uncharacterized. Bases 39 to 875 code for a protein of 278 amino acids. The record is from RefSeq and is a predicted model, not a curated record. The transcript has 3 exons. Lineage: Eukaryota; Fungi; Basidiomycota; Agaricomycetes; Polyporales; Fomitopsidaceae.